AAGGAGCAGGGUUUUUCCCGUCCAUUUCAAAACACAAUAUAGCAGUACUCAAAUCCACUGAUCAGCAUGGGAGACCAUGCAUGGCCCUCGUGUGAACAGUGACAUUGCAGCUUUGUGUCAUGCUCAGUGACAUUGCAGAGUCAUACAUUUUCAUUUUCCUCUACAGCUUCAGAAGUGUAAGCUAGAAAACAGCUGAAAUCCCUCUACUUUGAAAGGGAAACAUUCACCAGUGCAUAAUCGCAGCAUUGACUCUUAGAGCAGCUCCCCAACAUCAUACCUUUGAGAUGCAGAAAAUGCGAACUAUCUCAUCACACACCUGAAAGUGAUAGAGAUUUUGGCAGCAUGAUUACCAUCAGCUGCUUUACAUAUCAGCCUGGUAUGAGUUUUGUUCUUCAGGGCAUAUAAGAGCAGAUAUCAAAAACUUGUGUAGGUUGAAGACUGAAAAUAGGGAGAAAUUCCUCCUGUGUCUUGAUUUUAAAAAUUGUGAUUAUUCCAAAUACAGUUUUUACUGUAGGCUCAUGGCAGAGGAAAGUAGUUCCCACAACAUGCGGCUAAACAUACCCAUAUUGCCAGGAAAUCCUGUUGCUGCCAAAAGUAUCUUAAGUUCAAAACAAGACUGGAAAAGUGAAUAGAAAAAUGUCUAGGUGAUAUAAAAUGCAAAAACAAACUUGAUCUGAACAGAUUUUAGACACCUUCUGUGUCUACUCACGGACAUCACUCUCCACUCUUGUCACAGCCAGCAGAAAGAAACAGGAUCUUCCAGGGCAUCACUCGCUAGCUUAUUUUUAACAUCUGCAUUCAGAGAGGUGACUCGUGUACUCCAGAUUCCUGGCUUCAGGGAGGAAAUGUUUUUCUUGUUCUCUUCUCUGGGCAUCUCCUCUAGAUGAUGGCAGAAGACAGGGCAUGGGGUUAGUCAAACCUUACAGCUGAUCAGGUUUCACUGCUAUAGGUAUGCCUGGUUCUCUUAUCAGCUGACAAAAGCAUGGUUUCAGGUAGGGAGGCAUCUCCAGUGUAAGCACUGUGGAGUUAAACUCUAGUCUAUACCAUUUGCAUUAUUGCUCAGCCUACUUCUGUUGCUUCUGCACUGGGUCAGGUGUGAUCUGUUUAUGCAUGCUUGGGAGCACAGUACAUACUGCUUACUUCUCCAGGGUGUAAGAAAUACAAAGUGUGAUUGCAUGGGCAGUUCACAGAGAUCACUAGUCUCUGAGUCCACAGAGAGAGGGUAGAAAAUAGAAGCGUGUCAUUCUCUGGACAUACUGCAACAGGCCUUUGUCCUUCCUGUGCUGAGGGCCCCAGAGCUGGAUGCAGUAUUCCGGGUGGGGUCUUGCCAGAAAAGAGUAGAGGGGAAGAAUCUCCUCCUUCAUCCUGCAGCCCAUGCUUUUGGUGACACACAGCCCAGAACGUGACUGUUUUCUGGGCUGUUAGCACACAUGGCUGGCUCAUGUGAAGCUUCUUGUCCACCAACACCCCCAGGGUCCUUCUUCUUAGAGCUGAUAUCAGUCCAUUUUCCACAUGGCCUAUAUUUGUUCUUGGAAUUACUCCGACCCAAUACACUUCUGCUUUGCAUCAUAAAGCUUCUGAGUCAGACAUAUGGGGAGCAUGUUGUUUGUUUUCAGGAGCUAGUGGUUUCCUCCUUCAAGUGUCACAAUGUACAGGUCUCAGGAAAAACAGUGUGCCAGACUAGUUUGUCCUCCCAAAUCUCAAAUCCAAGGAAGAGCAUAUUCUCUUCCUCUGUGCAACUGCUCAUACUACAGAGGAUGCCCUGUGGAAAGCUCAAACAAGUAAAACUGGGAUAUGGUGUAUAUACAAGUAGAAAAAUCUGCUGAACCCUUUGACAAGAUGACUGCACAGUAGUAUUCAGUGCUGUCAUAAAGCCUACAAAUUGAUGCCAAGGGAUCAGCAUAUCUUGGGCGAACUACAUACAGCUGGAACAGAAGUUUUGAUCCAUCUUUGUUCAUGCAGCUGUUAGCCAGGGAGGAAUAAUCCUUCAGGAAAAGCCACUCAAGUGGUGGGGGUUUUCUAACACCUAAUGAUGGACAGGUAAAUCAUGUGUGUCAGUGCAGGGCAUGGAAACACAUAUCAGAAGUCCAAAAUGCACCGAACAUUGCAUGGUCCUCCACAGGGCCCUACCUGGACCACUGCCAACUUCUCACCUUGUUUCCCAGCCCAGGGUUACCAGGGCUUGACCAUUUGUGUUUGCAAUGCAACAAGUGAAAGGGAACAUGACCUGCCCCAUUCAGAUUGUCCCUCCUGCUGGAAGCACCAGCCUUGCCCAGAUUUUUUUCUUUUGAUGUCUCCUACACUUCACUUGCCCUGAGAGCAGCAGUGAGGUCAUGGGAACACAAAGAGGACACCAUUAAGAGAUCUAUAUCUCUUCAGACUGUGUGGCAGAAUCUAUGAGAUCUGGAAUAGGAAUGACCCAAAGAAACUGUCUCUGUGUGUAUUUCUCUUGAGCCCAGUGCUGCCCUGUCUCACUACCUUACCUGGCACAGUCCCAUUGCAACUGCAGCACCCUUGUGAAUUAUUAACAGGCCAAGUCCACCUGCUCCUUUCACAGCUUGUCCUUUCACACAGUUUUCCUUCCCAGCCCCCAAAUGUUUAAUUCAGGCAAGGUACAGACAGAGAAGAGUAAAAAAGAUUUUAUGUGAAUCUCCAUCUGCUGACAUGACAAGCAGCCAGAGCAAUAGAUGGAAAGUAUGCCCUAUCUCUGCACUCAUGGUGGGCAAGCUGGUCCUCUUUGCAACUUGUUUGUCUUUUGCUCUGACAUUCUACAGACAUCCCUGUUCCUGCUCUUACAGGCAAUAGUCUUUUUUGGGGCUUGUAAUAGGAGUUUAAAGUAUCUCUCAGUCUCCUUCAUGAACUUUUCUGGCCCUGUUCCUUUACUAGCAGCACCUGGUCAUUCACACCCCUGCCAGAAACUGCCAUUUCCGUACCUUUUGCUUAGUGCAGGGUGGAGUUUCCUAGUUUAAGGCUGGUCAAAGUAGGCGGGCAGUGUAGAGCAGGUUUAGAGCUGGGAUGUACAUGAGGAGGACAGGAAGGAGCGAAGCACAGGUGUGUCUGAGACCCCAGCAUGAAGACAGAGUGCCUGUGCAUGAAUGCACUGUUGUCCGUGUGACUGCCUGGAGGCGAGUGUACCACAGCAGCGAAUGUGUGUGAGGGCAACUUUGCCUGAAUCAGGUCUGGUGACGCUUCACAAGGACUUGUUAAGGUCCCUUGGAAUCAUGGUGAAGUCUAGAAGAGUGCAGGUGCUUCUGAUUCUGGUAGUUCUGUCCUUCCUUCUUAUCCACUUCCUACCCUGCAGCAACAAUGCCCAUAUGGAAGAAAAGCCUUCUCCUGUCCACAUCCUCAUUCUCUCCUCCUGGCGGUCAGGAUCCUCCUUCACUGGACAAAUCUUCAGCCAGCACCCCAGUGUCUUCUACCUGAUGGAACCUGCAUGGCACGUUUGGGUUAAGAUGUACCAGAACAGUGCCAAAGUCUUACACAUGGCAGUGCGGGACUUAGUCAGGUCGGUCUUUCUGUGUGACAUGUCCGUGUUUGAUGCUUACAUGUCUAGCCAGAAGAAAAAGUCUGAUUUAUUUCAGUGGGAGACAAGCCGAGCCUUGUGCUCCCCACCUGCUUGUGACUCAUUCAGUCGCAGUGACAUAAUCACUGCAGGCAAUUGCAAAACCAUCUGUGGCAAGUACCCAUUCAGCAAGGUGGAGGAAGCUUGUAAAACCUAUAGCCAUGUUGCCAUCAAGGAAGUUAGGUUCUUUGACCUGAAAGUUCUCUAUCCCCUUCUCACUGAUCCAUCCCUGAACCUCAAAAUAAUUCACUUGGUACGUGAUCCUCGGGCUGUGUUCAGGUCCCGAGAGAAUACAAUGGCAGACCUGAAACGCGACAGUAACAUUGUUGUGGGGUCUCAGGAGACAAAGGGGGAAAUGGGGCCCUACAACACAAUGCAGGUAAUCUGCAAAAGCCAUGUUGAGAUAUACAAGGCAGGAAGUCAGGCUGCUCCAAGCUUCCUGAAAGACCGGUAUCUGCUGGUUCGCUAUGAAGACAUUGUCAGAGAUCCUCUAGCAAGGGCUGCUCAGAUGUACAGGUUUGCAGAACUCCAUUUCACACCAGAGCUUCAGAAGUGGGUCCAUAACAUCACCCAUGGAAAAGGUCAUGGAGUACAGGCCUUUGAGAUUGGGUCAAGAGAUGCAGUGAGAGUAUCCCAGGCCUGGAGAAAGACACUUCCCUUCCAGAAAAUAGAAAAACUGCAAAAUGUGUGCAAAGAUGCAAUGGAUUUGCUGGGCUACCGGCUUGUUCAGUCUGAAGAAGAGCAGAAAAAUAUGUCUCUGGAUCUUUUGUUUGCCCAGAACUCCUCUGAUAUCAAAUUUUGAAGGCAGAAAAGCUGGUCUCUGCAUCUACUUUCUGAAGGCUACAGGGUGCUGAACAAUUCACUAGAGCCAAAGAGGACAGAGGUUCAGGCAUAGAAGAGUAGGAGCCUGCGUGGAUGCAAGAACAAGUGGUACAAGAACCCUGACUACAUUCAGGAGAGCUCUCAGCAGCACAGGGUCACUCUCCAAGAUGGAGAGAGUAUCCAAGAGAUGCAGCCACAAUGGAGGCUAAAGUAAUGCAAGUUGGUUUUCCAAAUUAAUUAUGUUUAGGUUGGAGCACAGAGAAUGCCAGAGGAGUAAGACUCGAUGGCAGAAGCUCAAACCCCCCACAGACCGCAGCUGAAGACCAGGGAAACCACAUGGAGCAGUUGCAUUGCCAAGGAAGAGGAAAUAUAAAAGGAAGCUGAGUAAAGAAAACGUUGCUUCACAUGCUGCCAUGCAUGUGAUAUGUAGUGCCAGAAAAGACGCAAGGAUGACCAGACAUUGGUUUGAUUUGGUGUUGGGUUUUUUGGUUUGUGGGUUUUGGGGUUUUGGUUGUUUUUGUGUGGUUUUGGGUUUUUGGUUUUUUUUAAUGGUUGCUUUUUCAAGUCCAGGUUUCCUUUUGCUCCAUUUGUACGCCUGAGUAUCCAGCCUUGGUGGCAAAGGUGGGGAAAUGUUUGUGUUUACUUACUGUAUAUUGGGAAAAUGGAAUAAACCAGCUAUUGCUGAAAAUAAAACUCCUGGGUUUUUGUGUGGGAAACCGUUUCUGUGAUUAUGUGAAUCCAUUUAUUUUUUAGCUGAAAUAAUUCUGUCUUUUUGCUUUUAAACCCAAGAUCAGUUGUUUUCCUGGGAAUUCCCACAGUCCACAUGGGCAGCAGAAGAUUCAUGCUAAGGUUGAGAUCCUAAAGACAAGGUAAAGACAUAGAUUUCAUUGGCAUAAAUACCAAAACUGAGAAGACAGGUUAAUGGGAGUGUGUUGAAGAAACCAAGAGAAGAUCACAAAGUUCUCCUAUUGAAAUAUUUGGUGAGAGUAUUUCUAGUCUUGGAGCAUAAAAAAAAAUAAAUUUAACAGACUAUGCCAUUCUCCACUGUCUCCAUUGGAGAUGCCAUUCUCCCACCUCCAAUGGGAAUAUAUAGUUCACACCUGAACAACAGAAUUGUUUUCACCUGGUUUUAAAUGUUCCAGAAGACAAGGAGAAAAACUUGCUACCAGAUUUGGGGAGGUGUGAAAUGCCUACAGAUACCUAUUUCUGAAUAUCCUUUCUCAUGUGUAAACUGGGGAGUCCCUUUAACAUAGAACACUCUGCCUUAGCAAUAUGGGUAUCUGUGUUCCUAGAGCUAAACCCCUAAUCCCUGAAAAGAUCGGGAUAUUGUAUUAUGGAAAUAAUAGUCUUACUACUAGGGAUCGUGUUGAAGGACAAAAUCCAUGCUGAGCAGGCAGCACUGGCCUCAUGGCAGUAAGUUCACUGAAAGCAAGGUAUCCUUCUUUACUCUGUGUUUAUGCAAAUUUAGGGUAGGCUGACAUAGAGAAGUGGGAGCUGCGCUGAGCCACAGGAGCACGGAGCCACUGUUUUUCUUUAUAGUCCCUUUAAAAUAGACCUUAACAUAUUCGGGUAAAAGCAGCUAAAAUCCUGUUCUUACUGAAGUUUAAAGAGCUUCCUCCUAUAAGUGCCAAGAAGCUGCAUUUUGAGCAAAAAUAGAUUCUUUUUGGUACAUUGCUACUUAUCUCUACAUUAACCAAUGUCAGCUUGAGCGGCUUAACUUUUAUUAUGAAUACUUGUUUUCAGUGGAUGCAAUCAAUUCUGUGUAUCUGUGCUUACUUGAAUAAAAACCUCCACAGUGUUUCCAGUCAGUAAAAAAAUGGGGUAAAAGUAACAUAUGAUGCAUUUCCCUAAUGUACUGUUUUAAAAAUUACUUACACUUCUGCUUCCUAAGCUUAAUCAGAGAAAAUGCAGAAUUGUUGAUUUCAGUAUGUUUUUAUUACAAUCCUUUAGGUAUGUCUCCUCAAUACAACAAUUUAUAGGAUUUUCUUUUUUUUCUGGGAACAGCAAAG
Messenger RNA from Serinus canaria (Common canary), 6393 nucleotides. RefSeq names its product carbohydrate sulfotransferase 4 (gene CHST4). The record is from RefSeq and is a predicted model, not a curated record. The transcript is spliced from 2 exons. Gene Ontology annotation, biological process: carbohydrate metabolic process; keratan sulfate proteoglycan biosynthetic process; N-acetylglucosamine metabolic process. Gene Ontology annotation, molecular function: N-acetylglucosamine 6-O-sulfotransferase activity. Bases 3096 to 4364 code for a protein of 422 amino acids. Gene Ontology annotation, cellular component: Golgi membrane. Lineage: Eukaryota; Metazoa; Chordata; Aves; Passeriformes; Fringillidae.